Penicillium antarcticum is the source of this 1602-nucleotide messenger RNA. RefSeq lists its product as uncharacterized. The transcript has 2 exons. Bases 1 to 1602 code for a protein of 533 amino acids. Gene Ontology annotation, molecular function: protein binding. Gene Ontology annotation, biological process: endoplasmic reticulum unfolded protein response. NCBI's taxonomy places the organism in Eukaryota, Fungi, Ascomycota, Eurotiomycetes, Eurotiales, Aspergillaceae. The record is from RefSeq and is a predicted model, not a curated record.
AUGGCGGCCGUACCUUCUCCAUCUGUCGAGGACACCGCAAACCUCAACAUCCUCUGUCAGACUCUGCCUCCUCCUGGGCGAUUCCCCAUCAGGGAUCUGCCUCUGUCCACGACCAUCGGUCAGCUUCGGGCUCGCAUUGCAGAGACCUUCCCCGGCAACCCUCCUCCCUCGGCUCAACGUCUCAUCUACCAAGGUAGAGGACUCCUUGACGAUAGUGUUACUCUCCGAGCACUUCUGCCAUUUGCCAAUAACACGUCCUAUGCAAUUCACCUGGUGCUCCCUCCGCCUGAGCCAACUCCAGUGGCAGCUGCGGGUGUCUCCAGCACCACACGACCACCUCUAGCACGACCAUUCGGCCCCGGUCAUCAUGGGCUAUUUGGCGAUUCUGCGGCCAAUACCCGCGCAUUUGGCCAAACCCCUCCAGCUGGGUCCGGCAUGUUUGGCACCAACGCCGCUGGCUUUACUUCAAAUCCCCCGGCCAAUCCAAACCCUUUCGGGCAAGCCAACCCUGGUCUGGGGAAUCCGUUUAACAACAGUUUCUUAAAUGGAAGAAACCCAUUUGGCCAAGCCGAAAACUCCAAUACGGGUGCCGACGAUGAUACCCGUCUGCGCCUAGCCAAUUUUCGGGUGCAGAUUGAAGAUGUGGAACGGCAGCUCGAGGUCAAUUUUACACCCUCUAUGAUCCAGCAUAUCAUCAACAUUCGGACGGAACUUCUCGGAAUCCAAGAUAUCCAGUUCGGCAGACGACGUCCGCUACCAGAAGUUGGCGAAUUGAUCGCGCGCAUCAUGAAUACUUACACUCGUGCAUGUCAACUUGAAAGCCUACAAUCUCAUGAGAGACCAGCACACAGCAAUUACAACUUUGGGGAGAACACUAUUUACCUUCUUACCAGGGAACGUAGAAAUUCCCAAUAUUUCUUGGCCCCGAAUGCUCAGGUGUACCAAAAUACUUAUGCGGCGACUGCUGCAGCAUCCGAUGAACCUUUGCCUCCACAACCUCCCCAAAACCAAGCAAUGGCUGAGAAUGUGGUUCGCCAGGCAAUUCCGAAUCAACAGAGACACGGUGUCAAUAUCGAACAAGCGGGCUUGGCCCACCACAUGAGCCGCAUCUGGCUAUUCGCACGUCUGUGGAUCGUCUGCUACUUGACCAGUGAUCCUGGUAGCUGGAGGCGCUACAUCAUGGUCGCCAUUUCUGUGUUGGCCACCUUCCUGUCAGGAACGGAGGUCCCUGGGCAAAUCCUACGAGCAGUUCUGACCCCUGCCAUGCGUCACCUAGAGGACUUGGCCCGUGCUGGUGGGCCUGCAGACCCUGCCUCAGCUGCCAAUAACGCCCGUGCUGAGGAAUUCAGCCUACGUGAGCAAUUGCGCCGCCUGGAGCGGUCUAUUCUACUUCUGGUGGCCAGUAUUGUGCCUGGCCUCGGCGAGCGGCAGGUCGAGGCACGCAAUGCGGCCGAGGCUGAGGCCGAGCGUAUGCGCCAGCAGCAGAUGCAGGCUCAGCAGGAGCAAGAAGCUCAAACUACUGAGGCUGAGGCCUCUUCGGUCCCCGCUGCUGAAGAAGAGGCUUCUGCCUCGCAGCCUGAGCAAGCACCCGCCCAGGCUUAG